GAGAGAGAGAGAGAGAGAGAGAGAGAGAGAGAGAGAGAGAUGAGAGAGAGAUGAGAGGAGACAAAGGUAAAGUGAAGAUAAAGGAAUCGUAGAGGAGACAAAGCACAAUUGAUGCAUCUCUUUCUCUUCCUUUCUUGCUCUUUUUAUUGUUUUGGCUUUAUUCACUACUCACUCUCUUCUUCUUCUUCUUCUUUAUUUUUCAAUAAUCCAAUGUCUCUUUUAUGAUAUUUAUGCUAAAGCUUGCUUCUUUUGAUUCUUUGAAACACCAUUAUUACCUCUUCAAUCAUUCAUUCUACUACACAGCUGUUUUUGAUUCAAUCUUUUUACAAAUUUUAGGGUUUUCUUUUGUGUUUUUUUUUUCCCCCAAAUUUCUAUAAUUGACUCUCACUUCUUCUCUCUGUAUCUUAGCUUUCUGGGGUCAGUUCUUUAAUGGUGUGUGAAAGGUGAAAGCUUUAAGCUUUUGUGUUUUAUAUCUCUAUCUCUCUAUCUGUGUGUGUAUUAGCAAUGGCUGAGAUCAAGAUUGCAAAAGUAGAACAAGGGCAAACGAAGAUUAGGAGUGUUCCUGUAGCUGUAACUCCUGAAGGUUUCUGGUGUUGUCCUUCUCCUGUUGCGUUUCAAAAGACUCUCAAGUCUCACCACUCUCUCACCAAACACAACAAACAGUCUUCUCCUCCUCCUCCUCCUCAACUUCCUAAACCGGAGAAGAAACCGUCCUCAACCACCAUUAGAUCCGUCAUCGCCUCCGAUGAGAUUCAUCAGAAUUCGGCUAAUUCCGAUACCGUUCAUAGUAUUGCUGUUCCUGCGACGGUUCAAGAGAGACCACAGAGGCAAAAGGUUGAGACUUUACCUAGGAAAGUUGCGAUUGAGUUUGGUGAACCUGGAAGUAGUGAUGCUAAAGUGAUUUUAGUAGGGAAGCAAGGCUUUUGUGUGAAGCUUAGUGUUCAUAAGAAAGUUUUGGUUGAUCAUAGUAGUUUCUUUGCUAAGAAACUAGCUGAGAAAGAUUCUGUUUUUGCUUGUCUUGAGAUUGAGAGCUGUGAAGAUGCUGAGAUUUACGUUGAGACCAUUGGGCUUAUGUAUUGUAAAGAUAUGAAGCAACGCCUUAUGAAACAGAAUGUAAGCAGAGUUCUCCGUGUCCUCAAGGUUGCAGAGCUUCUUGGUUUUAGUUCAUGUAUUCAAUCUUGUUUAGAUUACUUAGAAGCUGUGCCGUGGGUUGGGGAAGAAGAAGAGGAGAAAGUUAUCUCAUCGAUUCUAAGAUUAAAAACUGAAGGAGUAGGUGUCACGCCUGUUCUGAAAAGAGUUGCUUGUAAUGCUGUGGAUCCACCAAAAGAGACGCUCUCUCGCAUCAUCGAGCUUGUUUUAAGAAGCAAAGAGGAGAAAAGUAGACGUGAGAUGAAAUCUAUUGUCCUGAAGCUUCUCAGAGAACAGAAUGGUGCCAAUGUAGCUGAUAACUUCAACGAAACAAUCUAUUCCUCGUGCCAAAACUGCUUAGACUCGGUUUUGUCUCUGUUUAGACAAGCUUGUGAAGGAGAAAAACCUGAGACUGAUACUAAACAGAUAGCGGUAGAAGCGGAUAACCUCACUUGGCUGCUUGAUGUAUUAGUGGAAAGACAAGCUGCAGAGGAGUUCUCAGUCACAUGGGGAAAUCAGAAGGAGCUCGCUUUGUUACAUGAGAAGCUUCCUUUAAUGUCGCGUUACCAUAUAAGCCGUGUGACAUCUCGGCUCUUCAUAGGGAUUGGGAGGGGAGAAUUGUUGCCUGCAAAAGACACUCGGCUUUUGCUGUUGACCACAUGGUUGCAACCUCUGUUCAAUGACUAUAACUGGCUUCAACAUGGUUGUAGAUCGUUUGAUGGUAAGCUAGUUGAGGAAGGAAUUGGUCGGACUAUACUGACAUUGCCGUUGAAAGAUCAGCAGAGCAUUUUGUUGUCGUGGCUCGGGAGUUUUCUAAACGGAGGAGAUGGAUGUCCGAAUCUUCAGAGAGCUUUUGAGGUUUGGUGGAGACGAUCUUUCAUUAGACCUUACUCAGAUCGUCAAGCUAAUGGUUCGUGUCAUACAGAUUCGACUUCAAAAGAGUGACUAUAUAUAAAAAAAAGAUGAGUAAUCUUUGUUAGAUUGUACAGUACUGCGUAACGUAGCUAUUGGUUUGCUGAUCUUGGUUUCCACAGUUUGGUUUUGCUUCGUUUAGAUCGUACCAUGGAGAAGGCAAUGUCUUUUAGUGGUCGAUCUUUUUCUUGAUGUUUUGUAAUUUUCAGUUUUCAUAAUGAUGUAUGUACAUUUCUGAUUCGAUUUUUAUACAAUUUUAAAUGUUUUUUGUUUGAA
Messenger RNA from Camelina sativa (false flax), 2316 nucleotides. RefSeq names its product BTB/POZ domain-containing protein At3g50780-like. Lineage: Eukaryota; Viridiplantae; Streptophyta; Magnoliopsida; Brassicales; Brassicaceae. The record is from RefSeq and is a predicted model, not a curated record.